Phragmites australis (common reed) is the source of this 1288-nucleotide messenger RNA. Its product is annotated as chlorophyll(ide) b reductase NOL, chloroplastic. NCBI's taxonomy places the organism in Eukaryota, Viridiplantae, Streptophyta, Magnoliopsida, Poales, Poaceae. The coding region runs from base 77 to 1111 and encodes 344 amino acids. Gene Ontology annotation, molecular function: oxidoreductase activity. The record is from RefSeq and is a predicted model, not a curated record. The transcript has 13 exons.
GCGAUCAUCGCAGUUCGCAAACCCCCAACCGCAGCAGGCACUUCCGCGCCCUCGCUCGCACGGGCGGCCGCGCUCAAUGGCCACCGUCGCGGCCCACCGUCCACUCCGAGCCCCCGCCCGCGUGGGUCCCGCGCCGUUCCGGCCGUCUAUCGUCGCCGCGGGGACCAGGUUACAUAGCCGGCCGGAGCCGCGCCGGCUGGCGGCGAGAGGCGGCCGGGAACUUGCCGGGGUCCAGGCGGAGGCUACCUCUGGCGGCGGAGGAGGGGGAGGGGGAAGGAGGGAGCCCAUGGUGCCUCCUUUCAAUGUCCUCAUCACCGGUUCCACGAAAGGUAUAGGAUAUGCGCUGGCAAAGAAGUUUCUGGAGGCCGGUGAUAAUGUUAUAAUCUGCUCAAGAUCAGCUAAAAAGGUAGAAUCUGUGGUCGGUGACUUGAACAAGGAAUAUGGAGAGCAACAUGUGUGGGGAACUGUCUGUGAUGUUAGAGAAGGAAAGGAUGUAAAAGCACUUGUUGAGUUUGCACGUGACAAACUUAAGUAUAUUGAUAUAUGGAUCAACAAUGCUGGAUCAAAUGCAUAUAUUUACAAACCGUUGGUGGAGACCUCUGAUGAGGCACUCAUGGAGGUCAUCACCACUAACACCCUCGGAUUGAUGAUAUGUUGUCGUGAGGCAAUAAAUAUGAUGCGGAACCAAUCUCGAGGCGGUCACAUAUUUAACAUCGAUGGUGCUGGUUCUGAUGGAAGACCAACCCCAAGGUUUGCUGCAUAUGGUGCAACAAAGCGAAGUGUUGUGCAUCUUACAAAAUCACUACAGGCUGAGUUGCAGAUGAAUGAAGUGAAUAAUGUCAUGGUGCACAACUUAUCGCCUGGCAUGGUUACAACAGAUCUUCUUAUGUCUGGUGCUACAACAAAACAAGCCAAAUUUUUCAUCAAUAUAUUAGCUGAACCUCCUGAUGUGGUUGCAGAUUACCUUGUUCCAAACAUCAGAACAAUCCCUACCAAUCAAUCCAUGAAGCCAACCUACUUUCGCUUUCUCACGGGCUUGAAAGCCUAUUCAAGAAUUUUUUCGAGACUUGCUUUUGGUGCUCGAAGAAAUAAAUAUGUUGUUGAGGAUUAGUUGUCCUUGCUUCCAUCUUCCAACGUGAAGAGACUAGGAACAAUUUUUUCAUUAUCUAUUUUGAGUCACUUCUUUUUCUUAAAGAUUGAAUGUAUUGCCAAUGGCAUCUCGAGAAAACGUAGUGAUGUACUCCUCUUCUGUACAGUACUAUCAAUUUGAUUACCUCAUUAAAGCUUC